AUGUUUAAGUCGGUUAUAUUCCUCCUUUUCAUAGGCUAUGGCUGUGAUACAAGUUAUGCUGUUAGAGUGUACAAAAAAGCUGAUAUACUAAAGCUCAGAGAAGAAGUGCGUGAAAUGUUCCAACAUGCUUAUGAUAGCUACUUACGAUAUGCAUAUCCUUACGAUGAAUUGCGGCCGUUGAGCUGUGACGGCGUGGACACGUGGGGAAGCUAUUCUCUCACUCUCAUAGAUGCCCUAGACACACUGGCUAUCAUGGGAAACUACACAGAAUUCAAUAGAGUUGUUGAGUUAGUGUUACAAAAGAAGGACUUUGAUGCAGAUAUAAAUGUGUCUGUAUUUGAAACUAAUAUUAGGAUAAUUGGAGGGCUGUUGAGUGCUCAUUUAUUGUCACAUAGAACAGGUUUGAAAUUAGAACCAGGCUGGCCAUGUAAUGGACCCCUUCUAAGACUGGCUGAAGAUGUAGCACAAAGGCUUAUUGCUGCAUUUGAUACCACAACUGGUAUGCCAUAUGGAACUAUCAACUUGAGGUCUGGUGUGCCUCCUGGAGAAACAAGUGUUACUUGCACAGCUGGUGUGGGAACAUUUAUUAUAGAGUUUGGGACAUUGAGUCGUCUUACUGGAGAUCCCUUAUAUGAAGAGGUUGCUUAUAAUGCACUUCUGGCAUUAUAUCAUCACAAAUCACCAAUAGGUCUAGUGGGUAACCACGUAGACGUCAUGACGGGACGCUGGACAGCGCAGGAUGCCGGCAUUGGCGGCGGUGUCGAUUCUUAUUAUGAAUACUUAGUUAAAGGCGCCAUUUUAUUAGAGAGACCAGAACUGAUGUCGAUGUUUAUGGAAGCUCGGAAAGCGAUAGAGAAGUACUUGAAGAAAGAUGACUGGUUCGUGUGGGCGACUAUGCUGCGAGGGCACGUCACGCUGCCCGUAUUCCAGUCACUGGAAUCUUAUUGGCCUGGAGUACUUAGCCUUGUUGGUGAAAGCGACACAGCGAUGCGCAUAAUCCACAAUUACCACAGUGUGUGGAGACAAUACGGAUUCACUCCUGAAGUGUACAACCUUGGAACUGGCGAAGCUUCCUCGUCUCGAGAAAGUUACCCACUCCGUCCAGAACUUAUUGAGUCCAUUAUGUACUUAUACAGGGAUACCAGAGAUCCUAUACUGCUGCAGAUGGGAGAAGACAUCCUGAGGAGUAUUCAGCAUUCUGCGCGGACACCUUGCGGUUAUGCCACGAUCAAAGACGUGCGUGACCAUCGUAAAGAGGAUCGCAUGGAGUCGUUUUUCCUAGCUGAAACGACGAAGUACCUUUACUUACUGUUCGACCCGGAUAAUUUCAUCCACAACCCGGGCGUACACGGCACUGUUAUCAACACACCCAACGGAGAAUGUGUUGUUGACCUUGGUGGCUAUGUAUUCAAUACAGAAGCGCAUCCAAUCGACCCCACUAUGCUGUAUUGCUGUCACGAAGCUAGACAAGGCAUCAAUAUAAGCGAAGUUCACAGAAUAUACCAAAUGUUAGAAGAAGAAGAUAACAUAAAAUUUAUGACUACCAUCGAAGGUUCUGCUAAAGUCGCUCCAAAUGAAACAGUCGAGACUGUACAAAAUGAAACAAUGCUAAAUACGUCUGAAGAUGUUAAAAGUGGCACAGUUGAAAAAUUAGAUCAAAAUCAAGUAUUGAUUAAGACCGAAACGAGAACUGGCUACGUCAAUAUCGAUGGUACAGAGAGGGAGAAAACAAAAAAUGAAUCUAGUCUAAGAGAUAUAGUCAAAGAUCGUAUCAAUAGUUACUAUAACAAUACUAGCAGUAAACCAGAGAAUGAGGACGAACUCGCGUUCUCUUCAGAUAACAACACUCCGACGACGCAGUUUGACGUAGAUGACAUAAUAGUUCCACAAAAUCCACCGGAACAAUUACAGACUCCCAGUGAGACGAAGGCGAAAGAAACUUUCAAAAUACUACCGAAAGUUUUACAAGACUUUUUGAACAGUGAUUGGAAAUCGAAAUCAAAAUGUGAACCUCAGCACAUGUUAGAGCGAAUACGUAAAGAGAAAAGGUAUCCGAAUCAUCCAGAUGUCGAUAAAUAUGAGCUGCUGUUGACACCAGCGCCAUCUUUCUUACAGAGGAUAUCGUUAGCGGGAGAAUUUCUGAACAAAAAGCAGUUAGAAAUGUAA
Molecule: messenger RNA, 2166 nt
Organism: Spodoptera littoralis (African cotton leafworm)
Lineage: Eukaryota; Metazoa; Arthropoda; Insecta; Lepidoptera; Noctuidae
Source: the annotation of a GenBank genome assembly